GCCCCGCCCGCCUUGCUCGGAAGACUUGGAGGCCAAGGCCGGGAGAGGCCCAGGCUCCUCUUGGCGGGGCGGGGCGCGCCGUGGCCCCUUCGCAGCCGGCUUCUCGCCCUCCGGAACCCGCGCACCGGCUUGCGCCCCAGCGAAGCGUUCCCGGUGUCCGGCUGGGAGCGGCCGCUUAAUGGUUUAACCGCCCGCUCGGGCCCGCGGGGCUUGGGGAUCGGCCGGCUCCACCCCCUCCCUGGAGCGCCCCCCAGCCAGAGCUACCGAACUGCCCCGCAGACCCCGGGUGCGUCCGCAGGAGCUGCUCUCCUGCUUGCUGGGGGACCCUGGCCGCCGCGGCCCCGUGAGCCCACGCGAUUGCUGACCCCGGACCCAUCUGCUCGCUGGGGAGGACCGCCUCCCUUCCCGUGCAGCAAGAUGCCCAUCCUCAAGCAGCUGGUGUCGAGCUCCGUGCACUCCAAGCGCCGCUCCCGCGUGGACCUCACGGCUGAGAUGAUCAGCGCCCCACUGGGCGACUUCCGCCACACCAUGCACGUGGGCCGGGCUGGGGACGCCUUUGGUGAUACCUCCUUCCUCAACAGCAAGACGGGUGAGCCAGAUGGGGAGUCCCUGGACGAACAGGCCUCCUCCUCCUCGACGUCUUCCAAGCGCAGCCUCCUGUCGCGGAAAUUCCGUGGCAGCAAGCGGUCCCAGUCGGUGACCCGAGGAGACCGGGAGCAGAGGGACAUGCUGGGCUCCCUGCGGGACUCAGCCCUCUUCGUCAAGAACGCCAUGUCCCUGCCCCAGCUCAAUGAGAAGGAGGCAGCUGAGAAGGGCUCUGGCAAACUGCCCAAGAGCCUCUCAUCCAGCCCUGUGAAAAAGGCGCUCGCUGGGGAGGGCUGUGCGGAGGAGGAAGAGGAGGUAGACACCGGGGAAGGGGGUCUCCGGCGGAACGGGGCCACUGGCCCGACCUCCCCUGACCCCCUGCUGGACGAGCAGGCCUUCGGGGACCUCACCGAUCUGCCUGUGGUGCCCAAGGCCAGCUACGGGCUGAAGCACGCAGAGUCCAUCAUGUCGUUCCACAUCGACCUGGGGCCCUCCAUGCUGGGCGACGUCCUGAGCAUCAUGGACAAAGAGGAGUGGGACCCAGAAGAGGAAGAGGAUGGCGGUUACCGUGACGACGAUGAGGGCCCCGGCAGUGUCAGCCGGGCCCUGGCCUCAGCCGCAGCAGCCCCUGCCUUGGUGAGGCAGGAAGGAGACAAAGCUGGCCCGGAUGUGCCCUCCCACACUCUGCAGGAUGAGGGCUGGGCAGUGGCGGCAGCGGCCCCCAGCCCUGGCUCGGCCCGCAGCGUGGGCAGCCACACCACAAGGGACAGCAGCUCCCUCUCCAGCUGCACCUCGGGCAUCCUGGAGGAGCGAAGCCCUGCCUUCCGGGGCCCCGAUCGAGCCCGGGUCACUCUGCCCAGGCAGCCGGACAAGGAGUUCUCCUUCAUGGAUGAGGAGGAGGAAGAGGAUGAGAUCCGUGUGUGAGACUGGGCUGGGGAGGGCGACAGGUGGCUGCUGUGCCCCUCAGCUGUGUCUUCUCCCCAGCUGCGUCCCCUGCCACCUCUGACCUUACGUGCAUGGACAGCCAAGAACCUGGCUUUGGACCACAGGCCCUGGACCUCAUGAAGGAGGGAGCAGCAGCAGCAGCAGC
This is a messenger RNA of Ochotona princeps (American pika), 1675 nucleotides long. It is a transcript of the gene CDC42EP4, whose product is annotated as CDC42 effector protein 4. Lineage: Eukaryota; Metazoa; Chordata; Mammalia; Lagomorpha; Ochotonidae. The record is from RefSeq and is a predicted model, not a curated record. The transcript is spliced from 2 exons. The coding region runs from base 418 to 1509 and encodes 363 amino acids.